Messenger RNA from Juglans regia (Persian walnut), 1536 nucleotides. Its product is annotated as RNA-binding protein with multiple splicing. The coding region runs from base 166 to 1152 and encodes 328 amino acids. The record is from RefSeq and is a predicted model, not a curated record. Gene Ontology annotation, molecular function: mRNA binding. Lineage: Eukaryota; Viridiplantae; Streptophyta; Magnoliopsida; Fagales; Juglandaceae. The transcript has 9 exons.
CUAUCCAUUCAUUUCGUUGCAUUUCUCCUUACUUUUCUUUUCCCUAUUUUCCAUUUUUUUUCUCUCCGUUCCAUUUCGUUCAAGAACUCUAAAGAGUCUCAAGCCGAAGCCUAGGGUUUUCGAUAUCUCAUCUGCUUCGUUGUUAGUUCGCAAAGUAAUCACCUGAUGGCAGGAACUGGCAUCCACCCAUACCUCCAGCAGUGGGCACCAGCAGCCACUGCCCCUCCUGCUCCACCCCCUUCUGUCGCCGCCACCGUUCCUCUUCCUCCCCCUAUCGUCAUAGACAACCCCGCCCGCUCCGCCUCUGAUGAGGUGCGUACAAUAUUCAUCACGGGUCUUCCGGAGGAUGUGAAAGAGAGAGAGCUACUGAAUCUACUGAGAUGGCUGCCUGGAUACGAGGCUUCACAGGUGAACUUCAAAGGCGAGAAGCCCAUGGGUUUCGCUCUCUUCUCUACUGCUCAGCUUGCUGUUGCCGCCAAAGAUGCCCUUCAGGAAAUGGUGUUUGAUGUGGAGUCGAAGUCGGUGUUGCACACCGAGAUGGCCAAGAAAAAUCUUUUUAUCAAAAGAGGAAUAGUAGCGGAUUCAAGCACCUAUGAUCAGAGUAAACGCUUGCGAACUGGUGGUGACUAUACACACACUGGUUAUACCAGUCCAUCUCCCUUUCAUCCUCCUCCAGCACACAUUUGGGGACCACAUGGGUUUAUGGCGCCACCUCCUCCAUAUGAUCCAUAUGGAGGCUACCCAGUUCCUCCAGUACCAAUGCCUGCUCCCGCUCCCGUGCCAGCACCUAACAAUUAUGUACCUGUUCAGAAUGCAAAAGAUAACCCUCCAUGCAAUACCCUUUUCAUUGGUAAUUUGGGAGAGAACAUAAAUGAGGAAGAACUGCGGGGCCUUUUUAGCGUACAACCUGGCUUUAAGCAAAUGAAGAUCUUGAGACAGGAAAGGCACACUGUUUGCUUUAUUGAGUUUGAAGACAUAAAUAGCGCCACCAAUGUACACCAUAGUUUGCAGGGUGCUGUUAUCCCCAGUUCUGGUUCAGUUGGCAUGCGGAUACAAUAUUCAAAGAACCCCUUUGGGAAAAGGAAGGAUGGUAGCCACCAUGUUGCCGCCCCUGGUAGUAAUGGAGCUCUGCCAGCUAUGACAUACCAGUAGCUUGAAGGGGAUGUACUCUCUGUUCUUUAUGCUCCGUGCAGCUUUUGAAUGCAUCCAUUUCAUAAUCAAGUCAUCAACAUUAGCAUCUCCCCCGCAUGUUAAUGGUUGCACGUACUGGCAUCAUGAACAUACCAUUUGGUCAUGUUAUAAGCUAUCGAGGACAUGCAUUUCUCAGCAUGUUGAAGUGCCUGGAUCAUGUAAUAGGUGGCUCAGUUAUUGAUAUCAUUUGUAGAAGUGCAUUGGUCUGUGGUUUUGUGGGAUUUGCCUGCUUUUCCCCCUCAUUGACUUCUCUACUUUCAUAUUGACUUUUCUGUACACCAACACUAGGAAUGCUUCAACAUCUUUCUAUGUUAUCUAUUUUAAUUUAUUAGGUAUUUCACUUAA